Podarcis lilfordi (Lilford's wall lizard) is the source of this 309-nucleotide messenger RNA. NCBI's taxonomy places the organism in Eukaryota, Metazoa, Chordata, Lepidosauria, Squamata, Lacertidae. The record is from the annotation of a GenBank genome assembly.
AUGCUUCCCUUUCUCUCCCCUCCCCCGCCCCCACCAAAUGCUCUUUCCCUUCCGGAAACCUCUCCCGCACUGCCACAUCCUCUCUUAAAGGUGGGCCAGUCGUUCCUGGCAUUCCAGCGAUACCAGCUUGGCGCCGACUCAGCCCUCUUCUCCCAGGACUACACGGACCCGAGCCAGGAGGCUGGCAUGCCUUACGCUCCCUACACAAACGAGGAUGACACUAUAGAUAGCAUGGGGACGUACCAACAGGCCCCUUCGGCAGAUGCAUUUGAUGCUGAGGCACAGGGGUACCAAGCCCAGGACUACUGA